AGGCAGCGAAGGGCUGCCGCUGCCCCCUCCCGCGGCCGGGCAGCCUGGUGAGGAGCCUGCACAGUGUGUCCGCUGUCUCUGGGCUCGGGGAGCACCUGGGGAGCCGGAUGGAAGUAUUUGGAAGUGAUCCUCAAGAUACCAGCUCAAAUCCCAAAUAUUUCUGAACAUCGUAUGUUGACAUUUGUGUCUCUAGAUUAUUGCUGGUAUGGCUCUUCCACCUCCAGACCCACAGUUUGUUCUACGGGGUACUAGUGCUGAAGUCCAUACUCUACAUUUUUAUUGUGGAGGCCAAGAACCCGAUUACCCCAUUCUCUUCUCUGGGUCUUCCAAUGGGCUGAUCCAUGUCUGGAACCUGAAGACACGCAGGGUCGAUACAAUUCUAGAUGGCCAUGGAGGAAAAUCUGUGUACUGGGUGGAAGCAAUCUAUGGCAGAGACAGGCUCCUCAGCCAGGGUCGUAACCAAAAGAUCUGCCUCUGGGAUUUGGCAGAAGGAAGGAACACAGUGACAGAUUCUGUUUUCACUGAGAACGUGGGAUUCUGCAAAUGUUCACUGCUGAAGGUGGCACAGGGACAUUGGCUAAUGGCCAUGCCAGGAAAAGACCUAGAUGAGGUUCAGGUUUUGGAGCUGCCAUCCAAGACAUCAGUCUGUACCUUGAAGCCAGAGGCGGAUGCCAAACCGGGCAUGCCCGUGUGUCUGAAGCUAUGGCAGCCUGACUUUGGUUCAUGUCCUUUUCUUCUGGCUGGCUACGAGGAUGGAUCAGUGAUUCUGUGGAAUUUAUCAGGGGGAAAAAUAUUAAGCCGACUUGCUUGCCACCAGGAGCCAGUGAUGAGCCUUGACUUUGACUCUGAAAAGACGAAGGGGGUCUCGGGCUCAUCUGAGGAGGUGCUUACCGUCUGGAGCCUCGAUGAGCAGCAGAAUUUAAAGGUUCAGAAAACACACAAACUCAUCAAUGCUGGGAUUGCUGAUGUUGCCAUCCGCCAGGACAAGAAGAUCCUGGCAACAGCAGGGUGGGAUCAUCGUAUCAGGAUCUUUGGCUGGAAGAAACUGAAGCCCUUGGCAAUACUGGACUACCACACAGCAACUGUCCACUGUGUAUCCUUCUCAGAUCACAGUAGGCCAAGUGAAAGACUGCUGGCAGCUGGCUCAAAAGAUCACCGCAUUAGUAUCUGGUCAAUCUAUAAUCAAACCUCAGGUGCUUUGCACUGUCCUUUGGAAACUCGAAAGCCGGACUGAUAAACCAGAAAUUGUUGUGUGAUUAAAAUCUGGGGAUGGGGAAGUAUUAAACCAUCUGCAGUUUGAAUGCAAGUCCCCAGAAGAACCUAUUCACUAUAGAAAAUGUGUUGUUGUAGAAGGGAAAGCUAAUGCUAGGAAGGGAAGAAUGGAUGAUCAUGCAGUUAAGGCAAAGGCCUACCAGAGAUGAAUUCUGUUGCAUCCUCUGCCACAUGCUUCUUUUGGCAAAUUGUUUUGAUUCUUUGUACCAGUUUUCUCAUCUGUAAAAUGGAGAUAAGUGCUGUCACUCAGGCAUGGUGUGGUCUAGAGUACACUGGUUUCCAAAUCAUAUUGAGAUCCUUCAAUGUACGUAAGUGCAAAGAAUCAGUUUUAUGUGAACUUGAACCCAUUAAACCAUCCAUAGCAGUUUCUCAUGUCAGUUACUUUUUCUUCCCCAUAACUGAAAAGCUAGCAGACCAACCUUGAUUUGUUCACACUUCUGUCAGUUUCUAGCUUAAGCCAACAGUCAAGAAUGUGACUAGGGAUGGCUUUUGGCAUUUAUGAAUUUCAUUAUGUCCCAUGUCACCUCAAGCCUCGCAAUUAAUCAUAGAAAGAAAAAGGAAUCUUUCCAUGCGCUGCAUUGUAAAGCUAUGUAAAGCCUUUUCCAGAGCCAGUGCUAAAGCCUUUCCAUAGACUGACUAGCAGAAGGAUUUAAACUGAGCAGUCCAAUUAGCGCCCUUCUCCUUGGAGAUUUGGGGUAAAUUUUCAGUAUGGUGAGCCAGGGAUUUGGCUACACAUCUCCCAUUAACAUUAAUGGGAGUAGCAUGGAUAAAUCCUUCUGCACUACCCUGAAAAUGUACCCUUUAGUUUAUCAUCUCCAUGGUUGUGGAAGCUGAAAUUCAUUCCAAAAGCUGAUUGUUUUUGCUUGAGUCAAGGCACAGUACUAGCAUUCUCCUUUUCAAAUAUAUUUGAGCAGUAAGUCUGUUUGCAGGCCAGGAAAUCUCACCACUGAAUUAAGGUUUGCCAGUAAGAUGCACUUAUAUGUACACCAUAAAAGCAAUUACCAGUGUGACUUUAAAUACAGAGUAAUUUCGAAAUGCUAGGUGGUUCUUGGCAUCAGAAAUAUUUAGCAUCAGGAAAAAAGUGUCUGUUCUGCAAAGGGGGAUUUUUGGGAUACCAGUGCUGUUCUGUUGAUGUUUUAUUGAAAAUGUUUGUCCCUACCCAUUUAUAGGGCUAGACAUCAAAGGGGAACUGAUCAGAGAUGAAUUGGACAGCAGCAUCAAAAGACUUCAGGACUACAUUUCAGAAACCAAACUCAUGUAAUGCUGAUGCGAAAGCUAAACAUAAAACCGGGGCCUGCUAUGCACCUGUACCGUACAUGCAGGGAUGAUCUUGUUGAACAAGUGCUUUCUAACUCUGUACAAGAAAUUUUCCUUAAGUGCCAAGCCCCAGUGUUCUUUCAAUGACAGAACAUAAACCAUACCGCAAGGCUUUUACUAAUAAAACUCUGCACUUCCCAACGUUUAAAGUGGUGUCACACACUGAAAUGUGUUCCUGCAUUUCUUUGGUUAUUUUUCUCUUUAUAGUCAGCUCUGUGGAGGUUUAUUCUGCACGGGUGAGUCAGAUGAGGCCUGAUCCUGAGCGUCUUUGAGCCGGUCAUUGGGAGUUACAGACGCUCAUUACAUCUAGACGGUAGAUGUGUAUGUGAAAUGAUCAUGCCAGGAUCUCUACAUAUCUUCCUCUUCCCAUGCAGAAGAGAGGGGUCUGGGGUCAGCAAUCUCCACAGCACCAUCAUCCUGAGAUCCACAAGGAGCCUGACUGAAUGAUACACGUUUCAGAGGGAUCGCCGUGUUAGUCUGUAUCCGUAAAACCAACGAGGAGUCCUCUUUGAAUGAUACAAGGAACCCCACACCGUUUUUCUCCCCACAAAACAGAUGGGGGACUUAUGAUGGAAAGAAAGCCACUGUUUCUUAUUCUUUUGUAUUAAAUUGCAGUGGUACCCCUCUGAUCUCAGAGACUCACCUAAUCCUACAACAGGACACCUCCUGCUGAAUUCACAUGUAGUAAGGCCCUGCACCUAUUGAGAUGAAUGGCAAAACUCCUACCGACCCCAGUUACAUGAUUAAACCCUAAGAGAUCACCCUUCUCCAGGAAAGUCCUUGGUUUUGAUUGGAGUUUUACCAGACUAAAGAUUCAGGGCCAGACUCCUAGUCACUGCUUGAUUUGUUUAUUUACAAAUCAGAUAAAGAGGGGUUGGGAGUGUUAAGGUGAACACUAAGGCUGUGUCUCUGCUGCCACUUUCAGCGCUAAAACUUUAGUAAUUUGGGGGGGUGAAAAAACACACCCCUGAGUGACAAAAGUUUUAGCGCUGAAAAGUGCCAGUAUAGACAGCGCCGGGCUCCCGGCCAUAAAGCUACCACCCCUCAUUCGGGGUAAUUAUUUUUUAUCACCGGGAGAGCUCUCCCCUGGGGAUAAAGUGUGACUACACUGCCCAUGUCACAGGGCUGCCUCGGCCACGCUGUAACGUGGGCAGUAUAGGCAUACCCUAACUUUCAGGCCCAAUGUACUUUUCUCCUCUUUAUAGUUAAUGUUUCCUAUAUAACUGCUGUCACUUUGUUUUUGAGUUGAUGAACUCAAUCUAUGUCAGUGAGUACUGCUUCGAAUAGAAAGUGAGUCUUUGUUCAUCUGUGCUAAGAUAUUCCAUCUGCAACGGAAUCUUUAAAAAAAAAAUACUUCCAGCUUUUUAAAGAAUUGGAGUUGCUCUGCUGUCACUGAAACAUGCUCGAGUAUCUCAAAACCUGAUCCAGUACCUCCAAUGGAAUUGUAGGGUGACAUGACACCUUAAUCUUAUUGAACAUUCAUUAUUCAUUAACAGCUCUUUCAAGCCUUCUCCAAGCAAGGAUUAAUAAGCAAAGCACUUGCUAAUUGAGAGUAUUGUUUGAUCUGGGCUUGUAGUUGAAUCUCUGUUCACUGACCAACUUACCAGCAGUCUAUUUUUCUCUGGCCUUGAAGGCAGCCUUUGUAGUCAGAGUUCACUGUCUAUCAGAGUUGUGGAGAUGCUCAAGGGAUUCUUAAAGUAGCCUGAUAUUUACUAGCUCUUUGCAUAUAUUCUUAUAUGUUCCUUCAUGAUCAAAUUAUCACCCUUUGCUUUAAUAGAUGUUUAUAUUUGUUUGACGAGUUAGUUUAAAAAAAACAACCCAAUCCUGCACAAGAACAAAUUAAAAAUAAGGAGAUGAACACACAACUUCAAUCCCACAAACAGAUAUACACAUCAGGGCAUGGAGUGUUAUUGACUUUAAGAGGAGGGAGUGCAGAUCGGCUUGCAGAAAUAGGAUUUGUAUUUUGCCUUUUCAACCUGCACAUAGUAAUAAGUACUUCAUAGGUGAAAGGGUUAAUCAGCACAGUACAUUAGCAAUGAUAUUUUACUUUCAUCAUCCUAAUCAAUUGUGGGGGGUUAAGUGCAUUUUUUAGUUUCCAUCUAAGUUACUGGUGCUAGAGAUUUGCUUGAAUACAUUAUCUGACUUAGAUACACACACUGACUGCACAGUUUUGAUCUGGAUCACAACUUUCCUGAAAUUUAUGAAGUUAUUUACUUCAGGAUCAAGACAUGAAUUUCAGUCUCAGACCUGAACUUCCCAAAGUAAAGAAGUGUUCAAAUCAAAGUGUUCGUUUGGGCCUCUGUCUGUUAACACAGGACUAUAAAAUGUAGCUACCUGAUCACAUCUAAGAAAUCAGUGUAAAAUAUUCCCAGAAGAGUUAAAAUAGCUUAUUAAAAUGAAAUAUGGUCAUGUUUAUCCCACUGAAGAUAGCAAAUGAAUCAACUGAAAUCAGGAAGAUUUUGAGUAAAGAACCACCACAAACUGAUGGAGUUAGCCCCUGAAUCUCACCUGUCAGAGAGGAAUAGGACUAGCCUGUACUUGGCUUAAAAGAGUGAAGGUGAUGACAGCUAAAUUGUUGCAAAAAAGCUUCCUCCCAAGAAGUGGUGUAACUGUCACUCUGGGGGAGGGGGUGGGAAGCAACCAACAUUCAUAAGCUAAUUGAAAUAAAUCCCAAACACUAGCAUUUGUACAGCAAUUACAUGGAAUAUUUAUCACCAAUGGGAUGAAUGCUGACCUCUGACCCUCAGAUGUUUCCUGUAAAUGAAUACGUUAGUUCCAAGCUCUUCCUCUGUUCUGAAUGUGGUGAGCAGGGUGUUCUACUUCGAAGUGGAGAUGAACUAGGGAAGAGGAAGAUAGCUAGCCAUUGUCAGUGUGAGGGCCUGUGAAAAGAGCAAACUGUAAAACCUUCCCUCCUGCACUCUGAAACUGAAAUUAAUUAUUAGUAAUAGUGGCAUAAAUUACACACUGUGGAGCCCUACUGGGACUGCUGGCACUUUUUUUUAAAGAUGGAUAGCUUUAAAGUCAGUACUGUGUGAUGGUUUCUAGUAUGUUUAAAAUGCAUCUUACAAGACUUGAUUUUGUCCAAUGCUAGCAGACAAAACUACAGAUUCAUAAAUUUUUUCUUCUCUUCAGCGUCCCCAGUCGAGAUAAAGAGGUGAAGUGACUCAUUAGCACAGCAGCCAGGUUAAUUAUCUGAGCAAAAUGCAAGAAUUACUGAGCCGAAGAUCAAUGCAUUUCCUUAUCUAGCAUUGUCACUGUGGUGUGAAAAUGUGGAUCACUGUGUCCUGCCUGGAUGAAUAGGACAUGAUAUGUUAAGACAGGGGUCGGCAACCUUUCAGAAGUGGUGUGCCGAGUCUUCAUUUAUUCACUCUAAUUUAAGGUUUCACGUGCCAGUAAUACAUUUUAACAUUUUUAGAAGAUCUCUUUCUAUAAGUCUAUAAUAUGUAACUAAACUAUUGUUGUAUGUAAAGUAAAUAAGGUUUUUAAAAUGUUUAAGAAGCUUCAUUUAAAAUUAAAUUAAAAUGCAGAGCCCCCCAGACUGGUGGCCAGGACCCGGGCAGCGUGAGUGCCACUGAAAAUCAGCUCGCGUGCCAUAGGUUGCCUACCCCUGUGUUAAGACAACAAUAUGUGUUUCAGACAAGCGGUGAUGUAUACAAAGUCUUUAAGCAUGACUUUACAGUGUGCUCCCACGUGAAUUAUGGAGAUGAGCUGGUACGAAAUGCAGGAACUUUCUGUUAUUCACACACUGUUUGGAAAUUCUAGUCUGCGUCCCAGUGCUGGAGGCAUUUUUCCAGCUGAGCGUGUACCUUUCCUUUGCCACAUGGCAGCAUCAAUUUGGCCUUUGAGAGCAAUUAAAUAGUUGUAUACAGGCACAGAGGAUGACACACUCCCCAAACAGCUCACUCCUAUUAUUCACACCUGUUAGGUCAAUUUCAUUGCUGGUGUACCUUCACUGAAGCCAGUGCAGUUGCACCAGUGACGUAGUUGGCCUAUCACUCCAGCACUCUUUUGUAGCGUUAUAGGUACUGAAAGCAUUUCAGAAACUGCAGCACAGACAUUAAGUGUGACUAAGGCCCCUGAAGGAGCGGUUAAGUGCCUAAGUCAACAUUGAGGCACCACUGGCAUGCACAAAACCACUGCUCAGCUGCACCAAAUCUGUGGGCACCCGUUUCUGCCAGAGGGCGUACGCACAGCUGCCUAAGUCCUGACUCUGCUGGGCAGCUUGGCAUCAAGCUCAUACCUAAGGCUCAGUGGGAUUCCCAGACCAGGUGGCUCCUGACCUGCCGGACCUGCGGAGCCCGAUUUAGGAGGCAUACUCUGAGCACACCGCACCCGCACAAAAGAUGGUGGGGAGGAAUUAAAUAUUCAUUGGCGCAAGGAUAUGACUCCCCCAGAGUGCCCUCACCACCAGGCUAUAAAGUCAUUCUUGAUCUCACUUUCUGGGCUGCUGCUGCCUGUUUGUGCAUUUCAUGCAAAGUGGAAGAGAUUCAACAGAAGAGAUUGUGAGCAACCCAUCCCAGAAUAGCCCUGGCAGCCUGUCUUUUAGGGUUCAGAGUAGCAGCCGUGUUAGUCUGUAUCUGCAAAAAGAACAGGAGUACUUGUGGCACCUUAGAGACUAACACAUUUAUUUGAGCAUAAGCUUUUGUGGGCUACAGCCCACUUCAUGGGAUGCAUAGAAUGGAGCAUAUAGUGAGGAGAUAUAUAUACACAUACAAAGAACAUGAAAAGGUGGGAGUUGUCCUACCAACUCUAAGAGGCUAAUUAAUUAAAAGAAAAAACUUUUGUAGUGAUAAUCAAGAUAGCCCAUUACAGACAGUUUGACAAGAGGUGUGAGAAUACUUAACAUGGUAGAAAAAGUCAAUGUGUGUAAUGGCUCAGCAAUUCCCAGUCUCUAUUCAAGCCUAAAUUGAUCGUGUCUAAUUUGCAUAUUAAUUCAAGUUCAGCAGUUUCUCGUUGGAGUCUGUUUUUGAAGCUUUUCUGUUGCAAAAUUACCACCUUUAGGUCUGUCUUUUAGGAUUGUCAACUGCAUCACCGCUAUGGUGCUUGUUUUCAUUUGGUCCCUAAAAAUGUUUGCAUAAUGUUAUCGGAUACCAGGAUUAUUUGGGUUGAAGCAGCUGUUUCCUCCUUUUGUUGGUGUGUGUGCUUCUUAGAUUCAGCUGCAUUUACUCAGCCUAGUGAAAGGAAAAUCUUAGACUGAGCAGAGAAAUGACCCCUCUAUAUUUAAUGCACAUGCCUGAGGAGGUUCAUUCUAACUUUUAGCUAUUAGUGGUUUAUUCCCUCUCAAUCCCAUCCAUCAUGCAGCCUUUGGCACUUUAAUGUAUUAUUAAACCACAUAGCUGGGAUUGUAGCAACAUAAUCCCUGAAUUGUGAAUGUUUUGCCCAUGUGAUUAAUGGUGUGAAAUAUAUCUGUGCAUGUUUUA
Messenger RNA from Malaclemys terrapin pileata, 8009 nucleotides. It is a transcript of the gene GNB1L, whose product is annotated as G protein subunit beta 1 like. Bases 206 to 1234 code for a protein of 342 amino acids. The transcript is spliced from 8 exons. Lineage: Eukaryota; Metazoa; Chordata; Testudines; Emydidae. Gene Ontology annotation, molecular function: protein binding. The record is from RefSeq and is a predicted model, not a curated record.